This is a messenger RNA of Entrophospora sp. SA101, 954 nucleotides long. The record is from the annotation of a GenBank genome assembly. NCBI's taxonomy places the organism in Eukaryota, Fungi, Glomeromycota, Glomeromycetes, Entrophosporales, Entrophosporaceae.
AUGGAAUUAUGUCAAAUUCAUCGACGAUUUGCCGAAGAGCGAAGCCGAGAACUUUGUUUGCGUUUGAAGGAAACUCUUAAUCCGCAAAAUUUUGCUGUGCCAAUUCAAGCCUGUUUAGGGCAAAAAGUAGUUGCCCGGGAAACGCUUCCCGCCUUAAGAAAACACGUUACUGUUUGGGCAAAGUCGACUUUACUGGCAACAUUUUUCGACUACGAGCAAAUUAGCCAAGAAAUUCAAGAAUAUCAACUUUUAAAGCAAGAGACAACUGGUCCGGAAAAUCAAAAUAUUUUAGAAAAAGAGAUAAAUGUGCUGGAAGCAAAAAAAACUGCUCUCAUUGAAGAAGUGAAACAAGAAUUAAUUAGUCAAAAAGGCGUUAAGCAAAAUGUUUUAAUGGAAAUUCGACCAGGGGCAGGGGGAGUAGAAGCGGGCUUAUUUGCUCGCGAUUUAUACCGUAUGUAUCACAAAUUUGCAGAUAGUCGAGGAAAAGAAGCCUUUAAGUGCUUAAAAAGUGAAGCGGGGGUUCAUCGGGUUCAAAGGGUUCCGAUUACCGAAAACAAAGGACGAUUACAAACUUCUACGGCUAGCGUGGUUGUUUUGCCAGAAGUCCAGGAUGUUGCUGUCAAAAUCAAUCAACAAGAUUUAAAAAUUGAAACUUCUCGUUCUGGCGGGGCGGGCGGACAACACGUCAAUACUACUGAUUCAAAAGUACAAAUUACGCACCUACCCACUGGAAUUGUUGCUACUUCCCAAGAUGGCCGCAGCCAGCACGACAACAAAGAAAAAGCCCUAUUUAUUUUAAAAAGUCGUUUAUUUGAAAAAUACCGCCAAGAACAAGAAAAAACCAUCGGUAAUUUACGUUCUUUGGCUAUUGGCACUUCCGAAAGAGCCGAAAAAAUUAGAACCUACAAUUAUCCGCAAAACCGGGUUACUGACCACCGGGCAGGAAUUAGUUGA